UCUUCAGAUCAUCAUGCCUGAACCAGCUAAAUCCGCACCGAAGAAAGGAUCCAAGAAGGCCGUCACAAAGACCGCCGGUAAGGGAGGAAAGAAGCGCAGGAAGUCCAGGAAGGAGAGUUACGCUAUCUACGUGUAUAAAGUCCUGAAACAGGUUCAUCCUGACACCGGGAUCUCUUCCAAGGCGAUGGGAAUCAUGAACUCUUUCGUCAACGACAUCUUCGAGCGCAUCGGCGGUGAAGCGUCUCGUCUCGCUCACUACAACAAGCGCUCCACCAUCACAUCGAGAGAGAUCCAGACCGCCGUGCGUCUGCUGCUGCCCGGUGAACUGGCCAAACACGCCGUGUCUGAGGGCACAAAGGCCGUCACCAAAUACACCAGCUCCAAGUAAAAUAACGUCCUGUUUCUCAACCAACCCAAAGGCUCUUUUAAGAGCCACACAUGUUCUCGUUUAAAGAGUUUCUUGUUUCUGUGCAGAUUAGGAAGAGGCUAUAAACCAAGUUUGUUUUCAGCCGGAUAUGAUUAAUCCGAUGAACUGUCACAAUAAAAGUGUGCUUUAGAUUUACACCAACUCGUGGUGAAAAAUAUAUAUGUAUUGAUUGCAACUGUAAGUGUACUUCCAAGAAAAAAAUUCCACUUGCAGGCGCCAAUAGACCACUUGUAGUAACUCUGUAAACCAAUGCUCAAAGUGGUUCAAAACACACAAUUUGUUUAUAUUUCAAUGUAAGAAAUAACCACACAAACCAAAAUGUACAUG
Molecule: messenger RNA, 754 nt
Organism: Myxocyprinus asiaticus (Chinese sucker)
Lineage: Eukaryota; Metazoa; Chordata; Actinopteri; Cypriniformes; Catostomidae
Product: histone H2B-like
Exons: 1
Coding region: 14-388 (124 amino acids)
Cellular component (GO): nucleosome
Molecular function (GO): structural constituent of chromatin; protein heterodimerization activity; DNA binding
Source: RefSeq, a predicted model, not a curated record